AUGUCAGAGAGCUGCAACUCUCGGCACUUCUCAUGGCUCAUGAAAUCUUGCUUACCAAAUCCCUCCGAUGCCAAAUCACUCGUUCCGAUCCACCACCCGUCCACGGUGGCUAAUCCUUCCGCCACGGCCGCGACCAUCGCUUCUCUGCCGGACGAUUUGUUGCUAGAAUGUCUCUCCAGAAUCCCUUCCUCCUCCAUUCCUUCUCUCGCCGCCGUCUGCCGCCGCUGGACUCGCCUCCUCCUCUCCCCUUACUUCCUCCACCUCCGCCGCGGUCUAGGCCUGCUCCGGCAUUCUCUUUUCGCGAUCUCCGCCGUCGACUCCGGAAUAUUCGCCGCGGAUUUGCAGUUUCAGCCUGAGAUUGUGACCUGGAGAGUCAAUCUCGCGGUUUCGAGUAGCUCCGUUUGCGCCGACGGUAGUCAGGGAAGUCUAUCUCAUGCUCGCGCAGCGGCGAUUGGGCCUAGGGUUUAUGUUGUCAGCAGAAAUGCGGUUUUGAGAUACGAUUCGUGGAUGGGAACGCUUACCUUGAGAUCGCCGAUGCUUUUCCCCCGCAAAAAAUUCGCGAUCGCCGUCAUUUCCGGUAAGAUCUACGUUGCAGGCGGCGGUGGUGGUUCGGAAGUCACGGCGGCGGUUGAAGAGUACGAUCCGGAGAAGAAUCGGUGGGAAGUGGUCACUCAAGCGGCACGGAAGAGAUACGGAUGCAUCGGAGCAGCCGUGGACGGAGUUUUCUACGUGAUCGGCGGAUUGAAAAUCGGGAACGAGACAUCGCGCGCGUCGGCGGCGCACGUUUACGCAAGCUCCAUGGAUCUCUUCGAUGUGAAAUCGCGUCAGUGGCUGAGGAGCCGUUCGGUUCCCGGCGGUGGAUGCGUCGUGGCGGCAUGCGCGGCGGUGGGACACGUGUACGUGCUCAGCAGCCACGCGGUGGAGCUCUCGUUCUGGAGAUUCGACGGGCGUCGUGGCGGCGGCGGCGCAUUCGGGGAAUGGAAAAGGCUGAAAAGCCCGCCGUUGCCGGCGCAGGUGAGAUUAGACGGAACCGUGAGGUUUAGCUGCGUCGGGGUGGAAGACAAAGUGGCGGUGGUUCAGGUGGUGGGAUGCAUCGACGAUUUGCUCCGGCGUAGUGGGAGGAGCGAGAGAGGACUGAGAGAAAGCCUUGUGUUGCUGUAUGACACGGUGGAUGGAGAGUGGAGGAGAGCUGCGGAUCUACCUGAGAUGAUUACACGCGCCGCCUGCGCGUGUGUGGAGUGGUAG
Molecule: messenger RNA, 1245 nt
Organism: Microthlaspi erraticum
Lineage: Eukaryota; Viridiplantae; Streptophyta; Magnoliopsida; Brassicales; Brassicaceae
Source: the annotation of a GenBank genome assembly